Molecule: messenger RNA, 3756 nt
Organism: Diabrotica virgifera virgifera (western corn rootworm)
Lineage: Eukaryota; Metazoa; Arthropoda; Insecta; Coleoptera; Chrysomelidae
Exons: 2
Coding region: 2906-3595 (229 amino acids)
Cellular component (GO): nucleus
Molecular function (GO): DNA binding
Source: RefSeq, a predicted model, not a curated record
CCCAAGACCUUUUUACUUAGUACAGAAUUAUACUUUCAAAUUGUCUAUUACUUUUGUCUUAGAUUGAUCUUUUUUUUUGUUUCCUUUUGAGAAAUUUCUUUGAAUGUCUAUUGACCUCCAACACCACCAUAUUCUCGCUGCACGAGGAAACUCUGCGGCGGAGGCUAGAAUGACUUUAUUCACCUUCGAUUUCUUUCUGUACAUCUGAGGUUUCUGGAAACUCUGGUUGUACUCUACCAAAUUCAACUCGCCUGGAUAUAUAACAAUUAUCUCAUCACAUCUAGCAUCUAAUACUUGGGAAUUAAUCUAUCAGCUGACAACAAUAUCGAAGAAGAGGUAAAAGAACAAAUAAUUAAAGCCAGUAGAACGGGCGAUGCCUUAACGGCACAAUUUGGAAAAACAAAAACGUAAGAGUGCAAACAAAGGCCCAAAUAUAUAAGUCAGUUAUUAGGCCAGUUAUGACUUAUAAGGCCGAAACAAGACCAGAUACAAGCAAAACACAUAAACAUCUGGAGACCAACCAAAUGAAGAUCUUAAGAAGGAUUGCUGGAAAAGGACUACAGGACAGGGUAAGAAGUGGGGAAAUCAGACGCAUAUGUGGGGUGGACAAUAUAAAUACCUGGGUAAAGAAGAGUGGAUUAAACAUAUAAGCAGGAUGUUUGAAUCAAGGAUAGUAAAGGACAAGUCACCGUUAGGCAGAAGAAGUAUAUGACGCCCAAGGAAAAGCUGUAAUGACAAUUUAGGGACAGAAUGAAAUGCACUGUUGAAGAAAAACAGGCAGUACUGCAUAUAUAAAAGAAAGAAGACAUCAGAUCUAGCAUCUAGCCACCUUAACCUGUUUCUUAUUUUGUUUCCAAUAGGAUCCACACCCAAUUUUCUCGUAUAUACUGAUUCCUAACAUUAUCUUUUCUAGUUAUUCGCUAGUUCUAGUUAUUAAUAACUACGGAUUCAAUACGGAACUUAACCUGACCCUAAUGAAGCUCUGCUUUCACAAAAAAUUUUCCAGUUUCAGCUGCAUUCGCUCUCUAAUUGUUACCUUCUGAUACAUCUCUUAUACCACUCUCACAUAUUCAGCCGGCACUCCUUUCCUACUUAGUACCAUUAGGUUUCUGGUAACUUUGCUAUAUGCCUUCUCAAGAUUAAUAAACACUAUGUGCAAGUCUUUCUCUUCCACUCAUAAGUUUUUCCCUCAGCUGUCAUAAAAUAAAAAUUGAUGUUGUGGACCUGCCUUGCAUAAAUUCAAAAUUACCUUUAUUUCUAGAACCGUACACUAAAUUUAUACUAUUGCAAAUUAAAUUAAACAAUAAAUAGCUAUGUUUAAAUUAUUUUUAUGCUUUAUUAAAAAUCUGGGAAUAAAUAAUUUUAAUAGAUAGGUAUGAAUAUGGAAUCACAUAAAUGUUUGAAAUGAAUGAAAAUGAUAAUCACAUAAAUAUUUAAAAAGAACUUUCUCUCAUGGUCCUACCCCUACGAUCGUUUACCUGCUACGAUUUCUCGGUACUGAGAAGAGAAUUAUUUGUUCACGAUCUAGUGGGGCGUCCCAGUACGAACCACACAAGAAAAUCCACCUUUGCGUGGAGCCAUCACAAUGAGAGUUUAUUUUAACAAUAGAUAUGUUUAAUAGUAUUAUCCUUUUUUUCUACAAUUAGAAAAGAUUAAACAACACAAUAAUUUUACAACAAACAGCUGUUAGGGGUUAGGUUGAGAAAUAAGAAAUAAUACAUGAAACAUGGCGGAUCGUACAUGCGCAAAGAAAUUUGGAUCGUGAAAUAGUCGAUGCUUUCGCUUCUUGUUGGAUGGAGUAUUCUUUGGUUCUACAGAGUAUUCGCCGUUAACGGUCAGUCGUCCUCGUGUUGUUUAGGUACGUGCACGCAUCCCGAGAGUUUUUUUACACGUGUUGUUUGUUUUCGAAAUAGGUAAGUUUUUCAUACUAAAUAUUUUAGGGAAUUAUAAAAUAUUCCAGAUGUGAUAUUUUUAAAAUGUUGUUUUAAUUGACCAAGGAGACCUUCUAUUAUCAUCUGCUGUGAUUGUCUGUUUUGUUUUGCACGAUAUUUUGCAAUAUUAACGACCGUUAUUUAUAAUGUAUUAUGGGCCUCCUUGAGACAAAUGUUUUGGGCCACCAUGGGACGUGUCUCAAGGUGGCCCACAAUGUUGAAACCUAAUCUGCAAUUAUUUUUUUUUUGUUACAGAUGUCUCGCGGUCGAAAGAGAAAAUCUAACAAAGGAUUGUUUAGCGCAGAGACUAUGAAAAGUGCUGUAGCUGAUGUAUUAAAACAUAACUUUAGCCUCAGAAUAGCAGCUGAGAGAAAUGGCAUUAAACAUCAAACAUUAGCGCGAUACGUAAAAAAAGCUAAAGAAGCUCCCAAUGACGUAUUAUUGUAUAAGCCCCACUACGAGAUAAUCGAAGGGUAUUAAAUGAUGAACAAGAAUUAUUGCUUAAAAAUUACAUAAUACAAUGCAGCAAAAUGUGUUACGGAAAGUCUACAAAAGACGUGAGGCAACUGGCUUACGAUCUCUGUCUGCAUAAAAAAAUUCAUAUGCCUCAGAAAUGGGAAGAAAUGAAGUCUGCUGGACUUGACUGACUUCAUGGUUUCAAAAAGAGACAUCCCGAACUCAGUAUCCGCCAACCGGAAGGUUGCAGUUUAUCCAGGGCUACAUCAUUUAAUCGUUCUAAUGUGGAUGCAUUUUUUCGAAAUUUAAAGGAAGUUUUAAAGCGUUUUGAUGGAUUUUCUGAAGGCACACGCAUUUUCAAUUUAGAUAAAACUUCGACCACAACUGUACAAAAGUCGUCAAAGAUUCUUGCACCUAAGGGAGUAAAGCAAAUAAAUAAAAUUACAAGCGGCGAACGAGGUAUAUUGGUUACAACGUGCUGCAUUAUAAGUUCAACAGGAACUGCUCUACCUCCUGUCAUGAUCUUCCCAAGAGUAAAUUUUAAGCAUCAUAUGUUAAACGGAGCACCGGCUGCUACAUUAGGACUUGUAAAUCCCUCAGGAUGGAUGAACUCUGAAUUAUUUGCAGAUGUUAUGCGUCAUUUUAUACAACACUCCAACAGUUCCAAAACAGAUCCAACAUUACUGAUCUUGGAUAAUCAUGAAAGCCACUUCUCCAUUGAGACACUAAAUUUAGCAAAAGACAACGGAGUUACCAUGCUCACUUUACCGCCACAUUGUUCCAACAAAUUGCAGCCAUUGGAUGUGGCUGUUCAUGCUCCAUUUAAAACAUACUAUAACAGUGCUAUGGACUCAUGGAUGAUGAGGAAUCCUGGAAGGCCAAUAACAAUUUUUCAAAUCGCGGAAUGUGUCACUAUGACACCCAGUAACAGAAAGGCAGGUUUCAAAAAAUGCGGAAUAGUACCUUUUAAUCAACACACCUUCGAUGAGAGUGACUUUUUGAUUAGUAACGUAACUGAUAGGAAUGAAAUAUCAGAGGAGGGUGAUACAAAUGGUAAAGAAUGCCAGCCAACCUGCAGCAAAAAUUUUACAAAUAAAGAACCUGGUUUUCAUGGCAAUGAAGAAACUGACGAGAAAAGUCAACUUUUCAGAAGUCAAGAACAGUUAUUUGGUUAUCCCAAAGCAGGACCCCGAAAAAUCUUAAAAUGAGAAGAAAAGGCCGAAGCAAAAUUGUAACUGAUACCCCCGAGAAGUUAGAAAUCGAGGAAAAAUAUCACGAGAAAAAAAGAAUGUGUGUGUACUUUGUACGUACGUAAGAAGUUAUACUUCUAUUAUAUGAUUUCUUAAAAAUAAAUAUACUUUAAACAGUU